This is a messenger RNA of Miscanthus lutarioriparius, 549 nucleotides long. The record is from the annotation of a GenBank genome assembly. NCBI's taxonomy places the organism in Eukaryota, Viridiplantae, Streptophyta, Magnoliopsida, Poales, Poaceae.
AUGGGCAAACGCCGGCCCCGGGCACCGCCGAUCACCAUCCCUCCCCGGUGGCCGCCCCGGGCACCGCCGCCCCUUCCUGUGAGGCCGGAGCCGAGCCCGAUGGUGGAGAUCCGGCGCGGUGCAUCCUCCGUGGUGUCGUCCUGGGACACACAUGAGGUCCGUUGUGACGUUAGUACAGCCUCCUCAUCCGGAGCAGCCAGCUGGAUCCAUGGCGCCGGAUUCAUGGUGAGGAGGGGCCAGAUUCAUGCUGGGACCACUGGAUCCCGCUGCUCCUCACCUACGUCCACGCCCGCGCCGCACAGGAGGACCUCCCCAAUCGCAACGACGGACCUUGGACGUCGGCCGCGAGGCGAAGACGUGGUCAAGCGUGUGCAGGACCGCCUGCGCCACACGCGGGGAGGAAGCGACGAGGUUGGGGACGCUGCCGAGUUGAAGGAGCAUGAGGCCGCCGCCACGGUCGUGCUUGGCAGCGAGGUCACAGAGGCAGACGUGUGGGAGAUCGCCGAUGCGUUGCAGGUGGCCGACGACCGGCAGCCUCCCUGGAGGUGA